Erigeron canadensis is the source of this 710-nucleotide messenger RNA. Its product is annotated as CLAVATA3/ESR (CLE)-related protein 25-like. NCBI's taxonomy places the organism in Eukaryota, Viridiplantae, Streptophyta, Magnoliopsida, Asterales, Asteraceae. The coding region runs from base 206 to 451 and encodes 81 amino acids. The transcript is spliced from 2 exons. The record is from RefSeq and is a predicted model, not a curated record.
AUAAAAACUGAAAACCACACAUACAUUCCCCUGCUUUGUUUUUCCCUCCUCUCCCUCCCCAACCUUACAAAUACAUACAUACAUACAUAUAUAUAUAUAUAUAUAUUGCUUCUGAAUUUUAUAAGAAUACCGAUAUGAUUGCUACAAGUUCACAUUUAUCUUCUGUAAGAAAAGAUUAUUAAUAGGAAUAGAAAGUUCAAGGCAAAUGGAGACAAACUGUAGAGCAAUUCUAAGAGCGGUUUUAGUAGUGGGAUUUUGCUGGUUUUUGUUGUUUACGGUUUCCACAACCAUACAAGCAAAGCUUGGAGUUCCGUCUACUGCGAGUUUUGGAGUUUUCAAAUCAAGAGGAGUGGUUCUCAACUACGUGAGCAAGAGAAGGGUGCCAAAUGGCCCUGAUCCUAUUCAUAACAGGAGAACAAGAAAUAACGGACAACCUCCUGAUCGGGCCUAAAGAAGUGAAGGGAGUACCAAUUACCUAGCUAGCUCGGGGAUUGAAUUUGAAGAUCGAGCUGUGUACAUGAAAUGUGUUUCCUUCCAAUUCUUGAUCAGAUAUUAUAUUGCAUGUUUUGUUGUGUAGAAGUAUAUGAAGAAAGAAAGGUUGAAGCUUUUUGAUGGUAUUUUCAUGAGUGUUUUACUUUGAAUUCAAAUAUUCAUGGUAAUUUAAGAUGUUUGCUUUUGCAUGGAAUCAAAAGAAUCAUAUUCCAAAUGUA